AACAGUUUAUUUAUUCUCGACGUAAGGUUUACUUUCACUUCAUGUCUUAAAAAUGAUUCAAGAUAUCUUAACCUCACUUUCUCUUUUUUUCUAAGAAAAAAAAAAACUUAGUUUCUCAAUUUUCAGAUUAGAGAGAUCCACUAAUGUGAGAGAUCCACUAAUGUAGAGAUUUGGAACAAUUACUCCUUCAGUGAAGUUUUUAAAUUCGAGUUUUAACAUCCGUAUAGUACGUAAGAAUUUAAUAUAUUAUUGCCACUUCUAAUAAAAAAUGUCCUAAAAAAAAAUAAAUAAAACUAGAGAAUACAUUAUGCUCUCCAAAUAAUUUUUUUUGGGAGAGCAUCCAUGGAAAUGGGCCCAAUAGUUUAAGCGGCAAAAGAAAAAAAAGAAAAAAAGAAAAAAAAAAGGUGGUUAAGAAAAUAGGCGUUUUAAUAGACGAGGAAGGCCUCCUAAUCCAAGUAAGAGGUAAAGAGAGCUUUUGUUGUUGUUGCGUGGGAGAGGCCGGGGUGAGGGGAGUGGCCGGACAGCGGUGGCUCAGGUGGUGAUGGUUGUAGUGGCAAGGGCGCGCUUGCUGCUGCAACCAACUCUGUUUCCGAUCGCCAAAUCCACCACAAUUUAAUUCAAUGCAAUUAAAAAGAGAGGCUUUCGUUUCGUUUCUUUUCCUUGGAUUUAAUCAAUAUAAAAUUCCUAAAUCACAAUCAGCUUCUUUAGCAUUGUGCUUCUUUGGCCUUGCCCAUAUGGCCAUUUAGUAUACAGCAUAUGCUCUCUCUCUCGGCGUUUGUUUUUUGUCCGAGACAUUGGUGAUUUCCUAGAAGCCCCCAAAAAUCCCACACGCAUUUGCCCCCACUUUUGUAAAGUUUCAAACUUGCAGUGCUUCCAUUGUGAUUUUUGAAGAAGACAACGUUCCACUACAUAUUAAACUCUGAAGCCGAUCUUCCAGUGCCAUUUUUCAAACCAAAUUUUUCCUUGUGGUGUUACUAUUAGUCCGGUCAGUGAUGUCACUCAAAAAAAUAUUUCACGAGCUACUGGAGCUCAGAGAUGACAUGGGGAAAAAAUCAAGAAGGGCAGAGAGAAAGCAUACGCGUCGCCGAGCAAAAUCACACAUUGCCCCUGAACAGUCAUUAUCUUCAUUGCCAUCACCUGAAUUGGUUCAACAGAGCCAAUGGGCAAACUUGCCCCCCGAGUUGCUUCUUGACAUAAUUCAACGCUUGGAAGCGAGCGAGACCUCCUGGCCUGCUCGGAGAGAUGUCGUUGCCUGUGCUUCGGUUUGCAGGUCAUGGAGGGAGAUUACAAAAGAGAUAGUCAAGACUCCAGAGCAAUGUGGCUGGCUUACCUUCCCUAUCUCACUGAAGCAGCCGGGUCCAAGAGAUGCUCCGAUCCAGUGCUUUAUUAAGAGGGAAAGAGAAACCUCGACAUAUCGACUGUAUCUUGGUCUAAGCCCUGCUCUGUCUGGGGACAUGAGUAAGCUAUUGCUGGCAGCGAGAAAGAUCAGACGGGCAACUAGUACAGGUUUUGUGAUAUCUUUGGUUGCAGAUGAAUUUUCUCGAGCAAGCAAUACCUAUGUUGGAAAACUAAGGUCUAAUUUUCUGGGGUCCAAGUUUACCAUUUAUGACAGUCAGCCUCCACAAAACCCAGCAAUCCAAACAAAUUGUAGGUCACAUCGCAGAAUCAAUUCAAAGCAGGUAUCUCCAAGGGUACCUGCCGGCUGUUUUAGUGUUGCUUCUGUAUCUUAUGAACUCAAUAUCCUCCGAACAAGGGGCCCAAGGAGAAUGCAAUGCACCAUGCAAUCAAUCCCCAUAACAGCAGUUCAAGAAGGGGGCUUUGCUCCAACUCCAACAGAGUUAUCAACUUGCUUAAACCAGAAAUGCUCUCCAUUGUCCACUUCGCAAGGGAAGAAGCCACUUGCUAACUUGGGCUCUAGUAGUACCACACUGGAUUUGGAACAUGGCAUGAAGGAUCCGCUCAUUUUGAAAAAUAAAUCCCCUCGAUGGCAUGAACAGCUGCAGUGUUGGUGUCUAAACUUUAAGGGUCGUGUUACAGUGGCAUCCGUGAAGAAUUUCCAGCUGGUGGCUUCUGCAGAGCCUUGCCAAAAUGUUUCAUUGGCUGAACAAGAGAAAGUAAUCCUGCAAUUCGGGAAGAUCGGUAAAGACAUUUUCACUAUGGAUUAUCGCUACCCUCUCUCUGCUUUCCAAGCUUUCGCAAUUUGCUUGAGCAGCUUUGACACGAAACCAGCCUGUGAAUGAUUUACUCUCUAUUCAAAUCAUGUGACUAUCAUGUUCGUCUUUCCUUAGAUUUAACUGUAAAUAUACUUCGUGAAACAAAGCACUUUAGGUUGUGCCUUUUGGUCCAUCAGAAAGUGCCUUCAUUGAAGUCGCACUAGUUUGUGUAAUGGCAGUAACCCAGAAAGCAUAAUGUAAGUUGCCAAUUUAUUUAUAUGCACAAAAGCACUUUUUUGCAA
Molecule: messenger RNA, 2455 nt
Organism: Prunus persica (peach)
Lineage: Eukaryota; Viridiplantae; Streptophyta; Magnoliopsida; Rosales; Rosaceae
Product: tubby-like F-box protein 5
Exons: 6
Coding region: 993-2240 (415 amino acids)
Molecular function (GO): protein binding
Source: RefSeq, a predicted model, not a curated record